CGGUGACGCUAGCGCUUUCAUUUCUUUCGGCUGAGGUGACUAAGAUGGAAGCGUUUUGGGAGUCACGGGCUGGCCACUGGGCUGGGGGUCCGGCUCCGGGGCAGUUUUACCGCAUCCCGUCCACCCCCAGCGGCCUCAUGGACCCGGCGUCCGCGCCCUGCGAGGGGCCCAUCACUCGGACCCAGAACCCCAUGGUGACUGGGACAUCGGUACUCGGGGUGAAGUUCGACGGCGGAGUGGUGAUUGCUGCAGACAUGCUGGGCUCCUACGGCUCCCUGGCUCGUUUCCGCAAUAUCUCUCGUAUUAUGCGGGUCAACGACAGCACUAUGCUGGGUGCGUCGGGAGACUACGCGGAUUUCCAGUAUUUGAAACAAGUUCUCGGCCAGAUGGUGAUUGAUGAAGAGCUGUUGGGAGAUGGACACAGCUAUAGCCCCAGAGCUAUUCAUUCAUGGUUGACAAGAGCCAUGUACAGCCGCCGCUCCAAAAUGAACCCCCUGUGGAACACCAUGGUCAUUGGAGGCUAUGCUGAUGGAGAAAGCUUUCUCGGUUAUGUGGACAUGCUUGGUGUAGCUUAUGAAGCCCCUUCGCUGGCCACUGGUUAUGGUGCAUACUUGGCUCAGCCUCUGCUUCGAGAAGUUCUAGAGAAGCAGCCAGUGCUGAGUCAGACUGAGGCCCGGGAGCUUGUGGAGCGCUGCAUGAGAGUGCUGUACUACCGAGAUGCCCGUUCGUAUAACCGGUUUCAAAUUGCCACUGUAACAGAAAAGGGUGUUGAGAUAGAAGGACCACUGUCAGCACAGACCAACUGGGACAUUGCUCACAUGAUCAGUGGCUUUGAAUGAAAUCCAGAUGAAAGUGUUGAAGCUUUGCUCUUCUAAACGUGACUGUAGUUGGCUCGAAGGCAGACUUUUGUAAAAUAAAUCAGUCGUUUGAAGUGUU
This is a messenger RNA of Mus pahari (shrew mouse), 936 nucleotides long. RefSeq names its product proteasome subunit beta 4 (gene Psmb4). The transcript has 7 exons. The record is from RefSeq and is a predicted model, not a curated record. Gene Ontology annotation, cellular component: proteasome core complex. Bases 45 to 839 code for a protein of 264 amino acids. Lineage: Eukaryota; Metazoa; Chordata; Mammalia; Rodentia; Muridae.